Molecule: messenger RNA, 2097 nt
Organism: Rhodamnia argentea
Lineage: Eukaryota; Viridiplantae; Streptophyta; Magnoliopsida; Myrtales; Myrtaceae
Product: proline--tRNA ligase, cytoplasmic-like
Exons: 13
Coding region: 287-1822 (511 amino acids)
Biological process (GO): prolyl-tRNA aminoacylation
Cellular component (GO): aminoacyl-tRNA synthetase multienzyme complex; cytoplasm
Molecular function (GO): ATP binding; proline-tRNA ligase activity
Source: RefSeq, a predicted model, not a curated record
GGAACGGACCAGUAGUAUCAUAGGACACUCUCUCUUUUGACCUUCUGCCUCGCAUCCGCUCUGUUCCAGUAGGGUUUUCGCCUGCACCGGCUUUCACUUGCGUCCGCUGGUUCCGCCGCCGGAGCUUCUCUCGCCGUCCUCGCGGCCUUAUCGACUUGUCAGUGAAGACAAAGUUCAUUGCUCUCCGCUUUUGGGAAAACUGAUGUGAACGGGUUCGGCGGCGGAUUGUUAUCGUGUUUGCCUGCGUUAGUUAGUGAUAUUUCCAAUCUGCUGAGAAUCAGGGGGGAUGGCUGGUGGAGAGGCGAAGAAACCCAAUAAACCCAAUUCUAGCGCAGGGAAGAAGAAGGAGGUGAAGAAGGAGACGGGAUUGGGUCUCUCCAAUAAGAAGGAUGAGAACUUCGGGGAAUGGUAUUCCGAGGUUGUUGUCAGCGGCGAAAUGAUAGAGUACUAUGAUAUCUCUGGCUGUUACAUUCUAAGGCCAUGGGCGAUGGGCAUUUGGGAUAUCAUGCAAGAGUUCUUUGAUGCUGAAAUAAAGAAGAUGAAAAUUAGGAACUGUUAUUUCCCUCUUUUUGUAUCUCCUGGGGUUCUACAACGCGAAAAGGACCAUGUAGAGGGUUUUGCUCCAGAGGUUGCUUGGGUGACAAAAUCUGGGGAUUCUGAUUUGGAAGUGCCUAUUGCAAUCCGACCAACAAGUGAGACAGCGAUGUAUCCUUACUUUUCUAAGUGGAUAAGGGGACAUAGAGACUUGCCUUUGAAACUUAAUCAGUGGUGCAAUGUUGUUAGAUGGGAGUUUAGCAAUCCUACACCCUUUAUCAGGAGUCGUGAGUUUCUUUGGCAGGAAGGACAUACAGCUUUUGCUACCAAAGAAGAAGCAGAUGCAGAGGUUCUUGAGAUAUUGGAACUCUAUAGCCGUAUAUAUGAAGAGUAUUUAGCUGUUCCAGUAAUAAAGGGCAAGAAGAGUGAAUUGGAGAAGUUUGCUGGUGGUUUAUAUACAACUACUGUGGAGGCAUUUGUUCCUAACACUGGGCGUGGAAUUCAAGGGGCAACAUCACACUGUCUGGGUCAGAAUUUUGCAAAAAUGUUUGAAAUAUUCUUUGAGAAUGAAAAGAGAGAGAAAGCCAUGGUCUGGCAGAACUCGUGGGCCUAUACCACUAGAACGAUUGGGGUAAUGGUGAUGGUUCAUGGGGAUGAUAAGGGGUUGGUUCUCCCUCCCAAAGUGGCAUCAGUUCAAGUUAUCAUUAUACCUGUUCCAUAUAAAGAUGCUGAUACUCAAGGUAUCUUUGAUGCCUGCACAGCCACUGUCAAUACCUUAUGUGAAGCAGGUAUUCGUACGGAGACAGACCUCAGAGAUAACUAUUCACCUGGUUGGAAGUACUCACAUUGGGAAAUGAAAGGCGUCCCUCUAAGAAUUGAGAUUGGACCAAAGGACUUGGCAAAUAAUCAGGUCCGAGCUGUUCGGCGUGAUAGUUCUGCUAAAAAAGAUAUACCAAGGGCCGACUUAGUUGAGCAGGUGAAAGAAAUGUUGGCCAGCAUUCAACAGAGCCUGUUUGAUGCUGCGAAACAAAAACGAGAUGCUUGCAUUCAAGUUGUGAAAACAUGGGAUGAAUUCGUGGAAGCACUAGGCCAAAAGAAGAUGGUUUUGGCUCCUUGGUGUGAUGAGGAAGAGGUGGAGAAAGAAGUAAAGGCACGGACAAAGGGUGAGAUGGGAGCAUGUAAGACACUUUGUUCCCCAUUUGAACAGCCAGAGCUUCCUGAAGGUACUAUAUGCUUUGCUUCUGGAAAGCCCGCAAAAAGGUGGAGCUACUGGGGCAGGAGUUACUAGUUCUGCUUGUGGUCCUUCUCUUAGCAUUGAGAUUCUCCAUGCGAAGAUCAGAUCGGCGCCAACUUAUGGCAAGCUCAGUCCUGUGCUAUGCUAGGCCGCAAAUUCAGACUAUUAAUCUUGUAGCAGUGCGGAUUUAUUUAUCGACAUUGGCUCGAGCCUCCCAAAUUUUCGGAGUCCUGGUUUGGUGUUCUUCUUUUUUUCAUACACAGGUGAUGUUUGGAAAAUGCUUAGAAAUAUCGAGUAAUGCCACACAAAAAAAGGGUGAUAUUCAGUAA